AUGGUCAAGCGAUACAAUAGCAUCGGUUCCCUUCCAGGAGCCCCGGGGUUUUCCUUUUCGCCUUCAAAUACAUCAUCGUUGCCAUCAUUUCGCUUUAUCAAGAUACCACAAAACUCCAAGGCAACAACCAUCAAUACUCUUGUCAUAGUCGUCGUCGCCAUCAUCAUUAUCGUCAUAAUCAUCAUCAUCGUCAUCGUCAUCAUCGUCAUCAUCCUCACCAUCCUCACCAUCCUCACCAUCCUCACCAUCCCCAUCAUCCUCACCAUUCUCACCAUUCAUCAUCCGUCAUCAUCCUCAUCAUCCCUCACCAUCGUUGUCAUCGUCUUUCGCCUCUAG
Drechmeria coniospora is the source of this 336-nucleotide messenger RNA. RefSeq lists its product as uncharacterized. The coding region runs from base 1 to 336 and encodes 111 amino acids. Lineage: Eukaryota; Fungi; Ascomycota; Sordariomycetes; Hypocreales; Ophiocordycipitaceae. The transcript has a single exon. The record is from RefSeq and is a predicted model, not a curated record.